This is a messenger RNA of Toxorhynchites rutilus septentrionalis, 1467 nucleotides long. It is a transcript of the gene lms, whose product is annotated as ventral anterior homeobox 2. NCBI's taxonomy places the organism in Eukaryota, Metazoa, Arthropoda, Insecta, Diptera, Culicidae. The transcript is spliced from 2 exons. The coding region runs from base 126 to 1256 and encodes 376 amino acids. Gene Ontology annotation, molecular function: DNA-binding transcription factor activity, RNA polymerase II-specific; DNA binding. The record is from RefSeq and is a predicted model, not a curated record. Gene Ontology annotation, biological process: regulation of DNA-templated transcription.
CGCGACAUAUUUUCCGAGCUUUAGACAAUAUUUGUGCGUCGACGGAUUAACACGUGCAAUUAGCGGUUCACUUGUGACUUUGGUGUUUCGAAAUCGGUCCAAAUUGCCGCGGAACAGUACUCAUCAUGGAGAGUGUGAACGCCUGUAGUUCAACGAAACUAAAAGUGAAAAACAACUUUAGUAUAGAGCACUUGUUAGCCAAACCUGACAACUGUAGAAUUCAAAGUGAGACACAAUCUGAUGGAAUUGGUGUUAAAUUAGUGUCAAAUGAACAAGAUAUUGUACAUGAUCACCAGGUUGAGAGGAGGUCAAUUAGUGAGCCGUUCCUGGAAGGUGUAACUUCGCCGGAUUCUAGCUGUAACGAAGAUAUGAUGGAUAACUGCAGUGAAACCGCGUCGGAGGAAAGCAGUGCAGGUACAAACGAUGACCGCAAAAAACGUCCAAGGACGGCCUUCUCCGCUGCUCAAAUCAAAGCACUUGAGACGGAAUUUGAACGCGGCAAAUAUCUGUCUGUGGCGAAAAGAACUGCACUGGCGAAAACUCUCCAACUAACAGAGACACAAAUCAAAAUCUGGUUCCAAAAUCGACGAACGAAAUGGAAGCGGAAGUAUACUGCCGACGUGGAACAGCUUGCAUCCCACUAUUACUCGCAGCUGGGAAUAGGAAACUUCGCCCGCCCCAUGGUUGUCGGUGAUCGUUUGUGGUUAUUCAGUCAAACUGCUACAGGACCUGCGCCCGUUCAAUCCCUGCUUCUGAACACGCCACCACAAAUGAACGCCGCCCACGCAGGAAUGCGACAGUUUCAACCAAUUCCACCCACUCAAACAGGAACACCAACGUUUGUGGGGCGUUCCAGCAACGGUUACGCUGUGAGCUAUCAUAACAAAGCACCGGUUCCCAACCCACAGGCGAAUUUUCUAAGCAGUUUUAAACCAAUGUCGUUCGAUGAGAGUGCAGCCUUCUACAAAAACCCGAUGGAAAUGAUGGAUAAUUAUUACAGUGCACCGAAGUUUGGUCCAACGGAACUCGUCGGUGGAGACCUCUCACCGGUUAGCACAGGCUCGGGAAUAGCAGAUCUGGAAAGAGCCUUCGGAAAUCCUAGCAGCUUGCUGGAAAGUCAGAUUACACAAACGGGAGAUGGUCCUCCAGGGCACCAAGUAACGGUCGAUUCCGAACCAAAGCAACACGACAAACCCUCGAAUGACUCGUGCAGUGAAAUAGAUUGUGAAGAAAUAGACGAAGAUGAUGUUGUGUGAUUACCAGUAGCAAGAGAAAACGUGAUUAUAUAAAUGUACUAGCUGACUCGGAAAACUUCGUCUUGCCCAAAAUUUAUUUUUCGUUAUCACAUCCACGUUUUCUUACUAAACGCACGUUCAUGGGUCCAAUCGCAGAACUGUUCAUUGAUUGAUCUUCUAAUCUACCCUUCAAAAUUAGUUUUUACUAUAAAAUUUCAGUACUUCUACUUCU